Messenger RNA from Symbiodinium sp. CCMP2592, 1350 nucleotides. Lineage: Eukaryota; Dinophyceae; Suessiales; Symbiodiniaceae. The record is from the annotation of a GenBank genome assembly.
AUGGCCGGUCGCGAGGGCUCUCCCGGGCCAUUGCGCUACCGCCUUUGGUGCGGCGGGCUCUACAAAGACAUCACUGAAGAUGAGAUCCGGCAGAGAGUCGAGCCUUUCGCCGAUGUCAUCAAAGUGAUGCUGCGGAGCUCUGUGAAAGAUACCUUCUGCUUCAUCCAGUUCCGUAGUCAGAAGGACAUGGACAUUGCACGGGAGAAGCUCGAUCAAUCCAAUCUUUUGGGCGACCGCGUUUGCGCGCAGCCGGCCACAGCUGACAAGAAGAAGGAUGGCGGGCCACCCGUCUACGAGAGCCGCAGACCACCGAAGGCCGAGGGGAUGGGAAAGGGAGGCGGCAAGGACAAAGGGUCGGACUACGGCCGACGACCCCGCAGUCGCACUCCUGCAGGCCAUGAUGACCGGCACGGUGGCAAAGGCAAUCAGAAGCCUCGCUACCAGGACGGACCACGAGGGCCUCACGCUGGCGAGGGACGGUCCGACCGACGCCGCGAUGACGGGCCAGGCAUGCCGCGGCCAGACUCUCGGGAAGCCCGGCGGCCCGAUCCGCAGUGGGAGCUGCGCGACGCGGGGGGCCGGGGACCCCGUGGCGACCGCCGGGAGGACCGAGGUAGGGAGGACUAUCGCGUGGAGGACUUCCGGAAGGAGAGCUUCCGGAGGGAGGAUUUCCGGAGGGAUGACUUCCGGAGAGAUGAUUUCCGGAGGGAGGACUUCCCACGAGACGACCGCCGGGAUGACCCGCGCCGAGACGAGCCGCGGAGGAGAGAUGACUACCGGCGCGAUGAUUUCCGGCAGGAGGACUUCCGGCGUCCCCCACCGGGCAGGGAGGAGCCUCCCCGCGAGCCUCGGAGGGAUGACCGCAGAGACGAUUUCCGCCGAGAGGACCUCAAGGACCACCGACGUGGCGCUGCGGCGCCGCGCCGCGAGGAGAUCAGAGCCCCAGAUCCGCGUGGCCCGGAUCCGCGUCGGGAGGACUACCGUCGUGACGGUCCGCGGCGCGAGGAGAGGCCCGAGCGUGAGCGGGAGCGGUCCCACCGCGAUUUGCGGGAGCCGCGCGCGGACUUGCCCGCUCCGCGAGGCCCCGGGCCCUUGAAUAAGAAUAAUUCCGAUACUACUAACAUUGAUGUAAGCAGCAAGAAUACUAAUGCUAAUGGUAGCAGGGUUUCGGGGUGCUAUAUCAAAACUCAGGACUUUUGUUUGGGUUCUAGAAGAGUUGCGGGUUUUGGGCUGGAGCAGCCGCUUGCAGUACGUUUCAGGCUUACUUCAGGGUCUGAGGAUUUUUUUGGGUUUGCAGGUUUCAGAAGUUAUGGCUUGAGCGAUCUCUCCACUUGCUGCGGGAGUCUUUGA